GGCGCCAGGGUCCUCGGCGCCUGCGCCCGCUCGUAUAAAGGCAGACGCCGCGCCGCUUCGCAGUGUUGGCCUUGUUCUCCGCUUUUCUGUGUUUCUUUUUGCAGACGCAGCCCUGCUCUCAUCAGCUUCUGGCCAGCCAUCUCCUUGAAUCCUAACACCAUGCCUUCAAUUAAGUUGCAGAGUUCUGAUGGAGAGAUAUUUGAAGUUGAUGUGGAAAUUGCGAAACAAUCUGUGACUAUUAAGACCAUGUUGGAAGAUUUGGGAAUGGAUGAUGAAGGAGAUGAUGAUCCAGUCCCCUUGCCAAAUGUUAAUGCAGCAAUAUUAAAAAAGGUCAUUCAGUGGUGCACCCACCACAAGGAUGAUCCUCCUCCUCCUGAGGAUGAUGAGAACAAAGAAAAGCGGACAGAUGACAUCCCUGUGUGGGAUCAAGAGUUCCUGAAAGUUGACCAAGGAACACUUUUUGAGCUUAUACUGGCAGCAAACUACUUAGACAUCAAAGGUUUGCUUGAUGUUACUUGCAAGACUGUUGCCAAUAUGAUCAAGGGGAAAACUCCUGAGGAGAUUCGAAAGACAUUCAAUAUCAAAAAUGAUUUUACUGAAGAAGAGGAAGCCCAGGUACGCAAAGAGAACCAGUGGUGUGAGGAGAAGUGAAAUUUUGUGUCUGAUGCUGUAACACUGUAAGGAUUGUUCCAAAUACUAGUUGCACUGCUUUGUUUAUAAUUGUUAAUAUUAGAAAAACAGUCCACAAAUGCAGCAGCAAAUCAGUUGUAUUAGCAGAAUGUUGUCGUCAUUGCAUGUGUAGUUUCAGUACAGAUUCCAAACUUAUGGCUCAGUUUCUUCUAGUAUGAUCAAAAGUUCUUUUUUCUUUGCUCUGAAUAAAACUGAACUGUGGGUUCUCUAUAGAAAGAGGCAUUUUGGGCUUUCCCUCUUUUUGUAAAGCAAUAUAUGCCUAGUUUAUUGUCCAGUUAACUUUAGUUUAGUGACUUUUAAAAGUUGGCAUUGUAAAUAAAACAACUUGCAAAAAAAUUUUCUGAAAUAGAAUUAAGAACGUAUUAUCUUUAUUCAUGAUUUGGAAACUGGAAAAAGGCUAAUUGAGGUAAAUGUUAUCAGAGUGGGGUUAUCAGAAUGUCUUCCAGCUUCCUGGAGUCCACUGGUAUUGAUUAGCCUGUAUGUAGCAGGGCUCCCUUAAUUGGAUCUGAGGACUUGUUUUUUCAUUUUUAAUCCUCUCAGCUUUGAAUAUGUUGGCUAGAGGCUCAUUUACUACUCAGUUUGUGGUUUGGGAGGAAACAGAAUUAGACAGUUUGCUGGCUUUUCUAUUAAAAGAGACACUUAACCCAUGUGGUGUGUCAUCUUUUUAUAAUCAGUAAUCCUAUGUGGGGAAAACCAUAAACACUACUUGCAUGUAAAAAAUAAUUUAACCUUUAAUGUUAAAAUGUAUGGCGUUACCCAGAAAGCAUCAGUCACGAAUGCAAGAUACUUUCAAUAAAAAGUAAGUUACAUA
Balaenoptera acutorostrata (minke whale) is the source of this 1501-nucleotide messenger RNA. It is a transcript of the gene SKP1, whose product is annotated as S-phase kinase associated protein 1. The transcript is spliced from 6 exons. Lineage: Eukaryota; Metazoa; Chordata; Mammalia; Artiodactyla; Balaenopteridae. Gene Ontology annotation, biological process: SCF-dependent proteasomal ubiquitin-dependent protein catabolic process. The record is from RefSeq and is a predicted model, not a curated record. Gene Ontology annotation, molecular function: cullin family protein binding. Bases 160 to 651 code for a protein of 163 amino acids. Gene Ontology annotation, cellular component: nucleus; cytoplasm.